Planococcus citri (citrus mealybug) is the source of this 1633-nucleotide messenger RNA. RefSeq names its product serine/threonine-protein kinase 17B-like. NCBI's taxonomy places the organism in Eukaryota, Metazoa, Arthropoda, Insecta, Hemiptera, Pseudococcidae. The record is from RefSeq and is a predicted model, not a curated record. Gene Ontology annotation, molecular function: ATP binding; protein serine/threonine kinase activity. The transcript has 7 exons. Gene Ontology annotation, cellular component: nucleus. Gene Ontology annotation, biological process: intracellular signal transduction; positive regulation of apoptotic process; protein phosphorylation. Bases 288 to 1406 code for a protein of 372 amino acids.
GAUGGCGGAAGGCGAUUGAUUUCCUGUUUUUGUUAGCAGAGCGACGUCGUCAAUUCAGUGUACGUUUAAAAUAUUGUGUUUGAAAUAAAUUGUGCUGUGCGUGUUGUUAUAAACAGUGUGUAUAAUUCAUAAUUUUCGUAAUUUUACUAAUUAAGAAUAGUCGAAAAAAAGUACUCGUGGUUGAAGAGGACGAGACACCCUGAAAACUUGUCCGAAUUUGAAAAAUGUCAUUGAUUAACAAAUUGAAAUUCUUCGUCGAGUGAAUCAGUUGAAAAUUUCAUAUUGCCAUGUCAUUUACUGACGGUAUAUCUUAUAAUACCGAAUGCAGAGGACUUCUAAGUUUACAUCCGAGUCUAGCGUCAACUUUGAUUAAAACCGAGAAGAUCACAGACUACUAUCAUGUCGAACAAACACCAUUUGCCAGAGGGAAAUUCGCAGCGGUACGGAAAUGCACUCAUAAGGUUACUGGCAUAGAGUACGCGGCGAAGUUCAUUCGCAAAAGAAGAAGAUCAAUGGACCAAAGAAAUGAUAUUUGUCACGAAAUCGCUGUAUUAAAAUUAGCUCAAAAUUGCGGCCAUAUUGUAAAUAUACACGAGGUUUAUGAAACGCCAACCGAAAUGGCUCUAGUACUUGAAUUGGUCGCCGGUGGCGAAUUACAACGAGUAAUAGAUAUUAACGACGGUUUAGAAGAAGUUCAAGUCGUACACGUACUGCAACAAAUUCUUAAAGGUCUUCGAUUCCUACAUUCGAAUAACAUAGCUCAUCUCGAUUUAAAGCCUCAAAAUUUGUUAAUAACGUCCUCAUACCCACAUUGUGAUAUCAAACUGUGCGAUUUCGGUAUAUCCAGAGUUAUCGAGAAUGGCGUCGAGUUGAGAGAAAUACUUGGAACGCCUGACUAUGUCGCUCCAGAAGUUCUAAAUUUCGAGCCAAUAUCGCUAGCAACGGAUAUCUGGAGUGUUGGAGUCCUAGCUUACGUGCUGUUAAGCGGAUAUUCGCCAUUUGCUGGAGACACGAAACAAGAAACUUUUUGCAACAUAACACAAUGCGCAUUAUCUUUUCCACAAGAUUUAUUUAGUAACAUUUCCGAUGAUGCUAGAGAUUUCAUAAUGGUCACACUGAUGCCUGAACCAAACCAAAGAAUAAACAUAGAUGAAUGUCUGGAUCAUCCGUGGUUAAAUAACUUUCCUCUGAAAUCGUGUCUAAACGUCAUCCUACCCUCUGAUAACGAAACAGUUUAUAAAAAUAGUAAUAACGGAAUCGAUACGAGAAACAAAACCGAAACGAAAAAAUACCUUUGUCCUGAGAUUUGUAACGAAUCUGAAUUCUGCAACUCGAAAGAAAGCGAACGUAAUGAUAUCAGUUUAACCUCCGUUGAAGUAAUCGUUGACAGAGGUAUUCCUUGUUAAUUUUUUUAUGCUGUGUAUUAUUUUGUUAUUUUUGAAUUUUUGUAAGAUUUAUCAAUUUUUCGAUACAUAUCCUUUUUUAUACCAAAUUUUCUUCUUUCUGUUGCGCUACGCAAAGUAUUAAGUACUGUGUUACAAACAACAAUGUUUAAAAUACACUAAGUUGAAUUUUUUAUGUAUUUUUUUUUCAAUUGUAAAUUUUUGAAAAUAUAUAAGUUGAUUUAAUGAAA